Messenger RNA from Dibothriocephalus latus, 423 nucleotides. The record is from the annotation of a GenBank genome assembly. Lineage: Eukaryota; Metazoa; Platyhelminthes; Cestoda; Diphyllobothriidea; Diphyllobothriidae.
AACGUGUACACUUGCCAACACUUCCGACCAGAUAAUCAGGCUGUGCUUCUCGGCAGUGCAGACUUCGAUCACGUGAACUGCGCCUGUGUCGGUGACCUUGACUUUGACGGAAGGCCGGAGAUUGUUAUUGGUACCUUUGGCAAACAGCUGCUGCUCUAUCGGUGGGUCGACGAAAAAGCAUCCGAUCCGGCGGCGGCGACUGACAAAGUCUUGCCUCGGGGUCAUUAUGAAUGUGUCUCUAGAAGGACUGUGGCCGGUCAAGUGCAUAGCCUCCUCUACGGCUACGACUUCCUGGGUGACGGUUGCCUCUGCCUAGCUGUCCUUACAUCACAGGGCCUCCAGGUACUCCAGUGCAAAUCAGAAACUGUGAUGGACCUCCUAGAACGGCGCCUGGAUUGUCUCUUCACUGAAUCCAAAUCAUAA